Aspergillus sclerotioniger CBS 115572 is the source of this 7166-nucleotide messenger RNA. RefSeq lists its product as uncharacterized. The transcript has a single exon. The record is from RefSeq and is a predicted model, not a curated record. Gene Ontology annotation, biological process: replication fork processing; double-strand break repair via homologous recombination. The coding region runs from base 190 to 7065 and encodes 2291 amino acids. Gene Ontology annotation, cellular component: Cul8-RING ubiquitin ligase complex; nucleus. NCBI's taxonomy places the organism in Eukaryota, Fungi, Ascomycota, Eurotiomycetes, Eurotiales, Aspergillaceae.
CGCUGGUUCCUCAAUUAACCACUCGACAGACUUGCGACACUGUGGAUCUGUUGCACGACCACCAGUUGACUGGUCAGAUCCGAGAGCAAUUUUUCGUCUGUUCCAGUCUCGGUUAUUUAACGAGUGCAGUAUUGCAGUUACGAGGGGAUGAACAUCUAGGGAGAUGGGCCAUCCGCGCCCAGGACACAAAUGGAAUCAUGGCGGGAGCGAGGAUUCGUACCGGACUCGGACUCGGAGGACGGAUUCGACAGCCAGGAGACAGAAACGCUGAACAAUGGGGUCGAAGAUACGGUUGCAGAUCCUGGCGCUGCAGUGCCAGUUCAAACGGAGGAAAUCGCCCUUGAAUCCCCGGAUGAAGUACAGCAUGAGCUACAACCACACGCUUCUCAGAGCAACAAUGUCGAUCAUAAUCGUCUUGAGACCCCCAAGAAGAAUUCCGAUGAUUCUUUUGUCCAAAUUGAGAAGCAUGAGCAGCCUACUGGGACGUCAUCGAAGGUCGUUGACGAGGCUAAUGGACCAGAGGAACCGUUGCCUGGACUUCCUGAGGAUGAGGAGACCCCUCGUGCUAGUAUAAAGACUGACGACUCUCGCCUGCCUACGCAAUCUUCGGAAACCACCACUGCCAGCGCGCCACCUACCCCGCCAGCCAAGGAGAACGAUGAUAUAUGGGAUAUCCCAAGUUCAGAAGAUGCAUUACAUUUUGAUCACCGACUCUCAAGGAAACCGAUCCAUGUGUACUCGAGGACGAACCGUGACAGCGAGCCGCGGCAAAUCGAGGACCACAACAUCUCGACCCCCUCGUCGCCUCUGUCAUCCCUGGGCUCCCUUCGUUUGGACGAGGAUGGAGAAGGUGGCCAGGAACAACCAGAGGAGCCAAGGGAGGAUCCGAUCGAGAAAUUGCUACCGCCGCUCGAUAUCCCAGAAGAAAUCUUACGGGCAAUGUCGCCGCCCGCGCGGAGAUCACUACGGGAACGCAAAGCUAUCCAACUACAUCCGUAUAUGUUGGAAGACGCAAAGUACCGGAAUAUGAUGCGCGCAAGAGGCGUGAAGCCUGUGCGAGUGGCCCAGGAAGAAGCAGCUCGCGCUGCGGGGAAUGAAAGUCAGGGCAAGGAGUAUGUCGACGCUGCUGGAACGUUAGCAGAUAGUUUUGGGGCGGAUUUUGAGUUUCCACCUUCGUCGCCGGCAGAGUUCCAUCAUUCAGUAGAGAGGAGGCGACCGAGGAACUCCCCGGAGCCUUCGCAGUCACUUGGAUCUCAAGAAUUGGGGCAAUCCCCAGGUGGCUUGCUAGGUCGUCAGCCGAAAAGGCGCAAGGUCUCCAAGCCCCAUGAUGACCUUCGGCAUCAAUCACGACCUCUACCGCGGCCAAGUGUCGUGAUUGUAAAUUCGUCUCCUAUGCAUCGGAAUAAUGCACCGACCUUUCGUGUUCCAAGCUCACCACGCUCCGAAGAGAACGUCACUUCGUCGCCUGCCCUGGAACCCUCAAACGUGUUUCGCUUUCCCCGUGGCUUUACACCACCAUCAAUCACUGCCAAUGUGGUGCCGGGACAGGAGCCCAAAGAUCCAGAGGAAGCGGAUUCCAUGGAUUGGUCCGAGGCCGAAGCGGAUGAUGGCCUUGAUGAUAUUCAGUUCGAAGCAAGCAACACGCGAUCGGAUGCUGAGAAUGCAAGUGAAGCGGAAAACGAUCACGAUGAAGUUGCUGUCAGGCGGUAUCAACGGCGAAUCAAAGGGGUCUUACCGGCUUCGUGGCUAAGAAUAGACCAGAAGCGACAAGAAGAACGAUUGAGUGCUACGCAGCAACGUGACAAAGUGCCCCCGAGAACUGAAAACGCCAAAGGUGUUGCGCGUAAAAUAACGAAAAAGAGCGAUAGAGAGACACCGUCAGGACCAAACGCGCAGCUUACCUCACUAAGAGAGCUUGCUGACCCAGAUUCUGGCGAUGAGAGCGAAGACGGAAACGGUGGUGAAACGGCCACUUCGCACAAACUGCUAGCCAGUCUUGGGCUUGAAGAUUCGUUCAAUGACUAUGGCCCCAGAGACGAUAUUCCAGAAGACAAUCGCAUCGACUACAUGUUCCCACCAGUAUCUCGUGCCACUUCAUUUACGAACCCCCGAAAGUCAGGAAAGAAACGGCCGAUGACCGAGGGAAAUAGUACUCGCUCUGCUCAAGCACCUAAACGUCUUCGGGUCAAAAGACAGGCAAGACUUACUGAUCCCGGGUAUGGAGCUCAAAAGCAGAAGAGACCUACACCCCGUCUGCCUAAACUUGGUAUUUUGGAUGCACCAGAUGUUGCUGCUAGGCCUCGCAGUGAGCAACCGCAGUUUCUAAGGAUUGCUGCAAGAAAAGCACGUUCCCGUCAAGACAAGGGAAGACGAAGCCCCUCUCGGAAAGUCUUCAAUCUCAGUUCGCGUGUGGAUACGGAGGAUGCCAAUAAGUCGUUGCACGAGUGGCAAAUAGGACAGAUUCGACAGACAAAAUUGCCCCAGCCCCAGCCCCGACCUCAGGCUAAGGUAGCUCGGCGACAGCCGCUAACCGCUCUCUCUACGAACCGACCUAUUGUCUUCCAGGAAAGAGUGGGUAGAGGAACGAGCGGAAACCGUCAGAUUGAUGCUUCGCCAGCACCUCAAGCUGGAGAAAUCAGUGCAGCUGGGGAGCAUGCUUCUAAUACUGGGGCAGGCCAAUUGGUGAAGACCGCUAGCAUCUCCAGCAAGCCAAUGCAACCUGAGCAACGAUCCAACAAAUGGAUUGUUCAGAGAAACCUAACCAUUUCUUCCCUGACACGACAAGACCCGCGGCCUGCAAUGCUUGAGGUAACAAACCCUCGCGGCAAGCCUGCUUCAUCGUCUUCUUUUCAAAGGUCUCUCUCAUUGCUCAACCGGGACUAUCGACGUAAGCGGCUGCCCGAAGUACGACAAGGUAACUUGGUCCUGGACCGCUUUAUCUCAAGCCGCAGCUCAUCCCCUGCUCCUGCCGGACCCCAGCAUAUGGGUAUGAGCCGAUCUCUGGCUAAAUUGGAUAACAGACCGCCAGGUGUCCAGGCCCAAGCUCGACGACGUCAGACGAAAAAGCGGCCACCGAAGCGGCUUGCAGUCAAUGUCAUCCAAGAUCAACAACCUUCGGUCAUAGAAUCAACCGAAUUGGAGCUUCACUGGCAACCAGAAGGCUUGGCUGGUAGCAGUUCAGUUGGUGUACUGCACGGAUUCCAAGCAUCUUAUAAUAUAGAGCUCAACGUCACUCCCUUGUGCACGGGAACAUUCUUUCAGGAAAACACAUUUCUUGGAAGUGGGGAAUUUUCUCGCUCCCUUAAUAUCCUUAAACGCGACAUUGACAGAGAUGCCGGGCAUCUUUCGAUCAGAGUCGGAGAUAAGAGUUAUCGUUGGGGUGCAUGGAACGAUACCGUGUCUUCGGAGCUGGGAAUGGUCUUUGAAAAGAUGAUCGAGUGGGUUGAAGGGGGCGACGCAGGGCCAGCCGAGUCGCUGGAGAACAGCAAGAAGGAUGUCUGCAGCUUGUACAGGCCCGUGGUCAAGUAUGUCACAGAUACGCUCUCCUUCAUCGACCCCAUUGACAGGAUAGGGUUUGUGAGACGGGCCCUGAGCCUUGUCUGCAAGCUCAAUGAUACUCUGACGACUUCUGCCCCAAAAGCCGAGCGAGAGGUGGAGCUUUUGGCGGCGAUUUGUUCAUACAACACUGUGUUUACGUACCAAAUACUUCAGAUUGCCGGGCAUGGUCUCGUCAAUGAUACUGUUGCUGAUGAAGUGCUGGAAUCAUUAAACAGAACUGCCAAACAGGCCAUCACAGUUGUGCUAACCCCACUGGGGCAGGCCACUAUCCGCAGACUCUUUGCAGAAAUUGAUUCUCCUGAGACGCGCGACACAGGAAUUCCAAACGGCCAUUCUGUUGUUGAAGCCUAUGUCACGGUUCGUCAUAUUCUACGUGGCACAGACAAGCUAAAGGGGCGCCUCCAAGAGAUUCUGACGGAGGUCUACUCAAUUCACAAUGGGGAUCUGAUCAGCUUGACGGAUAUCAAUAAGUUAGAGCGAGUGUGGCACUGUAUAUUCACCACACUGCCUCUGGACGAACUUGAUAGCUCUGGUAUCGCUCGGAUAGGUUCUCGAUUUUGGGAGGCACACGGAAACUGGCCCAUAACUAGAAUACUGUUACGUCCAGUGCUAGAUUGCUAUGAGGCCACCUCCAUGACACAGCCGGUCUCAUACUACAAGUACUGCAGGGCUUUGUUUCACAGAUGCUUCCACCUCAUCAAUGGUUGGGGCUGGCGGGACUGCAAACCGAUCCUCGAUACACUGUACGAUUUCUUCGCGAAAAACACAUUGUACAAUCUGAAGCAUGAGGAAGGAUAUCGGUCACCUGCUUUUCUCGACGAACUGGACCGGAAUCCUUCCCUGGAAGUGCAGUCUGGAGACCCGUGCUUUCAUAUCCUGCUGAAAAUCAUCGCAAGUGGUUUGCGUUACCUGUCAAAAAUCUAUGACAAGAAGAAGACUCGCAACUUUGCGUGGCGUUUGCUACCGAACCAUGGCCGUGUUUAUCCCAAAGAGAAACCAAUUCACCAAGAGGAUUUGGAUGCUUUGAGGAACCACCAUGACCUCCUCUGUACAUUGUACUACGCUGUCCCUGAUGGAUGCCGACCUCGCAUUGAGACAAUCAAAAACCUUGUCAAUCCAGCCACUUCCCACCGCGAAACGUGCAAUAUCAGUCUGCGGUCAUGGGCUAGGCUUGUUCGCUUCAAGCUGUCGACAGAUGAGGAGGUUUCUGGCCUGGAAGCAUUUGCUGAAUGGCAUUGUUAUUUUGUCACCGAGUUGUUGAAGCAGCAUGCACUUGCACGCCAAGAGGUUGAAGCACAGAACACUGCGGACAACAAAUUCUCUGAUCAGCUGGUAGAAAGGACGAUUGCACAGAAUCAACGGCAGAUCGAGUCUUUGCUGAAGACUGCGCUCAAUGGUCUACAUAAUGCUAUUCGCUCGGCGCCAACAUUGCAGCAUGCUCACAAGCUCGUUUUAGGUGCACCUAUUAAAGCGCUACUAGCUCUUUUUAACCCCAGAGUUGCUCGUGUCAAUACGACCGUCUCCGAUGCCCUUGAAGUGAUCGUCGCUUAUAUCCAGAAGUGCAACUCUUCGCCAAUAGCCGAAUCAACAAGUGCUCCUGUAGCAGUUGGUGAAGAUAGCCAGGAGUAUGGGGAUUGGGCGGAUAUUGCAGCUGUAUAUGAUGAACCUCCUCCGACAGCUCCGGAAGUCGAGUAUGUGGAACGUGUCUUCCAUCCAGCUGCAUUCCGACUUAUAUCCAAUUGCUUUGGAGAGGACUACUGUCCCGAAGAUGCGAUCCUGCUCAACGUGGUGGAAUGCUGGACGUCUAUUGCCCAGACACUUGUCAAGCAUGGCUUACGACAUUGGGACAGUUACCUCAGUCCCUACAACGGCGACUCCUGGACAUCACUGCGAUUGACAACACAGACGAGAAAGUUCACACCUUUGUUCCUGGCGAGCUGCAUCGAGAAGGAUUCUCGCUUUAUAGCUGAAUGUAAAGUCCAAGCAAUCGGGAUGUGGCUGUCUGCUUUGGUCGAGCGAGUCUCAAUGUUGAAAUAUCAACACCGAUUGACGGAAGCCUUGCUAAACCACGAGACGAUGGACCCCCUUCUGCAAAAUUUGCCCUUCGCCAGAGACCGAAAGGAAGGGAGAUAUGUGAUUUCUCUUGAAGAUCUCAGCCAUCGCCGGGUGUCUCUCAUAUCCAGUCUACUAGCCAAUAUGCGUAGACAUCUACAAGUGCUGGAGGAUGUGGAUGCCCGAGAGCUUUCAAGUACCAAGCAGGAUCACAGGGAGAUCAUUCAGAAUAUGAUGUCGGCCAUGAAGGCAAACUAUCAGGAAUUGGGCAACGGUGCAGCCAGCGUCCAGGGAGCCUACGUGGACUUUGUACACCGGAUCGUCGGCUUCCUGCAACAACACAGCCGGGACAUUUGCCCCAUCGACCCUUUCUUUACCGACCCUGCCUCAUUCCCUCUACCUUCAGGGGACCCGACGUAUAUUGUGGCCCGGUUGAAGAGCUACGAGCCGAAACUCUCUUCGGAAAAGAUAGCAAAGACACUCAUCAUGUUCAUCCAGAGCGUUUCCGAGCGAGCGGCGAUCGACGGACAGCAGGAUUACCUCGUCAAUCAGCUUCACGCCUCUAUGGCUGAUACCUAUGAAUCUGGCCUUCCUGACAAACCUACCCUGAGGGCGACAUUGUUGCAGGCGGUGUUCCCGGUCUAUCUCGAGGCAUCUUUCAACAACCCGGCAUGCUGGAUUCUAAGUCGACCCAUCUUACAGACUAUUACGCUCGUCUUCCAGGAUCUCCUCUUCAAUAUGGACACCACAGAUGUCGCCUGUAUCGCAUCCGUCUUGAACAUCUUUAACUCUGUCUUCCAAGCAUCGCAUACCGUUUUGCUGAACACCACCAACAAUGUGACCAUGCUCAAGGAUUCCGCUGUAGCGACCAGCAUCGCUUCCUUCAUCAGGAUGAUUACGGCCGCCUUGCCAGUCAUCGACUAUAUAGACCGAGGAACCAACAUGGACCAAAGGAUCCUUCACCAAAUCCACUGUUUCUACCACUCUAUACUCUACGCCAUGUCCCAUCUCGACCAACCAUCGUCGACAACAGAUCUAUACGAUCUACCCCGAUCCACAGAAACCUUCGACACCGGCCAUACCAUCUCCUCCAUAGCCACGAACCCGCCCUUCUUCCACGAGCUCCGCCGUUCUGCAGCCCGCGAACUACAAUCCUACCUCAACGAGAGCUGGUCCCGAUAUCAGAAGAAAUACUACUUCACCCGACGAGGCGGGCACCAGCCACAAGAGAUCGAAAUCCAACCGUCCGUCGCCGUGGAACUCGAACAAUCACCACAACAGAUCCUCGGACCCGUGGUCCAGAACUUCCUCGAUGUAAUUCGGGGUCUUGAUCUCCUUGAUGACUUGGAACCUGAGCACAUAAGCGGGCCCACCUUUGGACUCCCCAGUCCAGACCAAGUAUCCACUACAGAUGUGCUCUAUACCCUCGACCUUGUUGAUGCCAUUGGUUACUGAUUGGCCAUGUCGUCCUCGCGGGACCCGUGAUAUCAUAUACCCCUCCCCCCCCUCACUCCAUUUAUAGAUGACGAAUUGAGUUGAAUCGAAUUGGAUAGACU